This is a messenger RNA of Aspergillus alliaceus, 2597 nucleotides long. RefSeq names its product glycogen [starch] synthase. The coding region runs from base 33 to 2177 and encodes 714 amino acids. Gene Ontology annotation, cellular component: cytoplasm. Gene Ontology annotation, biological process: glycogen biosynthetic process. The record is from RefSeq and is a predicted model, not a curated record. Lineage: Eukaryota; Fungi; Ascomycota; Eurotiomycetes; Eurotiales; Aspergillaceae. The transcript is spliced from 4 exons. Gene Ontology annotation, molecular function: alpha-1,4-glucan glucosyltransferase (UDP-glucose donor) activity.
CUCAUUCGAUUAGCGCCUGCUGGGUAAUUAUCAUGGCCAGUGAGGAGACGGGCGCUGAACCCCCCAAGAGGGAUGUUCGCAACCAUAUGCUGUUCGAGGUUGCGACGGAAGUGGCCAACCGAGUCGGGGGUAUCUACUCCGUCCUCAAGUCCAAAGCUCCCGUAACGACUGCCGAAUAUGGCGAGCGAUACACUCUGAUCGGUCCCUUGAAUCGUGCUUCUGCCGCGGUGGAGGUUGAAGAACUGACGCCGUCGAAUCCCCGCAUGAUCGAUACGAUCAAGUCGAUGAAGGAGCGUGGCAUCGAGGUAAUCUACGGUCGCUGGCUCAUUGAAGGUGCUCCCCGGGUACUCUUGAUUGACACAGGAACCGGAUACAAGUACCUGGAUGAGUGGAAAGGAGACUUGUGGAAUACAGCGGGAAUCCCGUCCCCGGCUGCGGAUUCGGAAACCAACGAAGCGAUUGUGUUCGGGUACCUGGUAGCAUGGUUCCUUGGUGAAUUCAUCGCCCAUGAAAGACGGGUUGCCGUGGUUGCCCAUUUCCAUGAAUGGCUUGCGGGGGUAGCCCUUCCCUUGACCAAGAAGCGGCAUAUGGACCUGACAACAAUCUUCACCACUCAUGCAACGUUACUCGGUCGCUACCUUUGUGCAGGGUCGGUAGAUUUCUACAACCACCUCCAGCACUUUGACGUGGACGCAGAGGCUGGGAAGCGUGGAAUCUACCACCGGUACUGUAUCGAGCGAGCCGCGGCACACACGGCAGAUGUUUUCACUACCGUCUCCCAUAUUACGGCAUUCGAAAGUGAGCAUCUUCUGAAGAGGAAGCCGGACGGGGUGCUACCGAAUGGGCUCAAUGUUAAAAAGUUUUCUGCGGUGCAUGAGUUCCAGAAUCUACACUCGCAGUCCAAGGAGAAGAUUAAUGACUUCGUUCGGGGCCAUUUCUACGGUCAUAACGACUUCGACUUGGACAACACCCUAUACCUUUUCACAGCGGGACGCUACGAAUUCCGUAAUAAGGGAGUCGAUAUGUUCAUCGAAAGCCUGGCUCGUUUGAACCAUCGCCUCAAAGCCAACGGGUCCAAAACCACAGUGGUCGCUUUCAUUAUCAUGCCGGCUCAGACCACGUCUCUGACGGUUGAAUCCCUCAAGGGACAGGCUGUCGUGAAGUCUCUAAGGGACACAAUCGAGAUGAUCGAGAAAGGCAUCGGGAAGCGAAUGUAUGAGCGCUGUCUCGCAUGGAAGGAAGGCGACAACAUGCCAGAUGAGAAGGACCUCAUGGCCAGUCAAGAUCGCGUACUGUUGCGACGUAGACUGUUCGCCAUGAAGAGGCACUCCCUUCCCCCAAUUGUCACUCAUAACAUGGCCAAUGACUCGGAAGAUCCAAUUUUGAACCAGAUUCGCCGUGUGCAUCUCUUCAACGAUCCGACGGACCGCGUUAAGGUUGUCUUUCACCCGGAAUUCCUCAACUCUUCCAACCCUGUGUUGCCAUUGGAUUACGAUGACUUCGUCCGGGGCACUCAUCUUGGAGUCUUCCCAUCGUACUAUGAGCCGUGGGGUUACACACCCGCUGAAUGCACCGUGAUGGGGGUGCCCAGUAUCACCACCAACCUGUCCGGCUUUGGUUGCUACAUGGAGGAGCUGAUCGAGAACUCGUCCGACUACGGUAUUUAUAUAGUAGAUCGCCGCAUGAAAGGCGUUGACGAUUCCGUUAAUCAACUGACGGACUUCAUGUUCAACUUCGCCUUGAAGAGCCGCCGCCAACGGAUCAACCAGCGUAAUCGCACGGAGCGCCUGAGUGAUCUGUUGGACUGGAAACGGAUGGGCUUGGAGUAUGUCAAAGCUCGACAGCUGGCUCUCCGGAGAGCGUACCCGUCUUCAUUCGGCAGCGAUGAAGACUUCUUUGAUAUCAUCGGAGGAACUGAACAGAAGCUCUCCCGUCCGUUGUCCGUCCCUGGUUCGCCUAGGGAUCGGUCGGGGAUGAUGACCCCCGGCGAUUUCGCGUCCCUGCAGGAAGUCAAGGAAGGCCUGAGUACGGAGGAUUAUGUUGCAUGGCGCCUACCUGGCACAACCGAGGACGAUGAACCCGACGACCAUUUUUUCCCACUUACUUUACGGACGAAAAAGGCAUCCGAUCGACCCGCGUCGCCCCUCGACCAGGUCUCCGUAAAUGGCAGUAAUUGAUUGACGGCUGUGUACCAUAUCGGCAGCCACGCGUUCCGUUCGGAGAAGUGAUGUUGGUGCCAUUUUCUUGUGUGUUUAUGUGCCAUAGCUUUUCUACAAUUGUCUUUCUUACUUCUAUUGCAUGCUCUACCGAUAUUGUUUGGAGAGAAAUACACCGACCGUUUCCAGGACGUGGACUGUUAAGUCUCCCUGGAUAUAUAUUUUUUUUUUACGCAUUUACCGUUCAUUCUACCCUCGCAUUUUCCUUGUGAGCCUUUCACUCAUCUGUGUCUAUUGGGGAUAAAUUCAUUGCCUGAUGUUCUUACGCAAUUGCCUGACAUCAUAUCAAAAGAAGUUGUGUUGAGAAACUAGUUUAGUGAGGGGUUGAUCGAUAGUACUAAACAGUCCCACUUCAACACGAAGGGCCAUAGGCUGAUCCGG